CUGUGGCUUCUACUACAGUAUCUACCAGCUCAGUGCAUGCUCAGCGUCGACAAGAGAGAGAGACAAGAGAUCGAUCGAUCAGCCAUGGUGGGCGCGCUUGCGAGCGCUUCCACGGGGGUGAUGAACUCCGUCAUCGCGAAGCUCUCCAAGCUGCUGGAAGACGAGUACGCCAAGCUCAAGGGCGUGCAGCAGCAGAUCGCCUUCCUGCGUGACGAGCUCCGCGCCAUGAACGCCACGCUCCGCGUGCUGGCCGAUGUAGAGGAAGACCUCGACCCCCCCGUGAAGAGGUGGAGGGACAAGGUCCGUGAGCUCACAUUCGACAUCGACGACUGCAUCGACUCGUUUGAGGUCCGUGUAAUAAGCCAUCAGCAGGAGAGAGGCGAGGGCCUCAUCAAGGGGAUCAUUCGCAAGCUGAAGAAGCUGAGAGCUCGCCAUGAGAUUGCCAACCAGAUCGAGGCACUCAAGGCCCAUGUCGUCGAGGAGAGCAAGCGACACAAGAGGUAUGAUCUUCUCAAGCCAUGGUCCAGCAGCUCUGCCACUUUUACUAUCGACCCUCGACUGCCGGCGCUCUACGAGGAAGUAGAUAAGCUUGUUGGCAUCAAAGGGCCUAGGGAGCACAUCAUUGAAUGGUUGACCAACAAGAGGAGUGAUAGAUCAAGAGAAGAUCUUAAAGUCGUGUCCAUUGUGGGUUGUGGCGGUCUUGGCAAGACUACUCUGGCUAACCAGGUGUUCAAGGAAAUCAGACACCAAUUUGAUUGUUCAGCCUUUGUGUCUGUGUCCCGGAACCCUGACAUAAAGAAGAUAUUAAGAGACAUGCUGAAAGAAGUGAACAGUCUUGACAACACACAACCAUGGUCUCCUAAUGAUGAUGAGAGGCAACUAGUCAAUAAACUUAGAGAUACACUCCAAGAUAAAAGGUACUUAGUUGUAAUAGAUGAUGUAUGGGCUACAGAAGCAUGGGAAACUAUUAAACUUGCAUUGCUGAGCAACAACUGUGACAGCAGAAUAAUCACGACAACACGUAACACUGCUGUUGCAUCAAAGUGCUCUUAUCAUGGAGGCUAUGUUUAUCAUAUGGAACCUCUCAGCUUUGUCGACUCUAAAAGGUUGUUUUUUAAAAGAGCUUUUGGUUCAGAAAACCUAUACUAUCCUCAUCUGGAAGAAGUUUCUAAUGGAAUUAUAAAAAAAUGUGGUGGCCUACCAUUGGCAGUUAUAACUAUUUCUAGUUUGUUGGCUGAUCAGUAUGCAAAAGAUGAAUGGGUGAGGGUGCUAGCAGCAAUCGGUUCUGCACUUGCAAAGGAUCCUAAUGCUGGAAAUAUGAGAAGAAUAUUGUCUUUCAGUUACUAUGAUCUUCCUUACCAUGUAAGAACUUGUUUAUUGUACUUAAGUCUAUUUCCAGAAGAUCACAAGAUCAACAAACAGCGGUUGAUAAACAGAUGGAUUGCUGAAGGCCUCAUUCAUGAAGAAGAGGGAAGUGCAUAUAAAACCGGUGAGCAUUAUUUCCAUGAACUCAUCAAUAGAAGCUUGAUCCAACCAGUUGAUGUCCAAUAUGGUAAACCAGUGGCAUGUCGGGUUCAUGACAUCAUUCUUGAUUUCAUAACAUGCAAGGCAGCUGAAGAGAACUUCACCACUUUAUUAGAUACAACAGAGUUCAAACCCAUCCCAAUUGACGAACCUCGUAGAGUAUAUUUCCAGAAUAACAGAAAGGAAAACGUCAUCAUGGCAACAAACCUGAGUCUGAAAAAUGUCCGAUCACUUACUAUAUUUGGUUACUUUGUGAAAACUCCAUCAUUGUUGGAUUUCAAAGUUCUACGUGUGCUAGAUUUAAAAGAUUGUAGAAAGUUACAAAACCAUCAUCUUACUGGUAUAGAAAUGUUGCUUCAUCUGAAAUAUUUGAGUCUCGGAUCAAGGUAUAUAACUGAGCUCCCAAAAAAACUCGGAGAAUUACGAUAUUUGGAAACACUGGACAUAAGAGAGACUAUGAUAAAAUCCCUUCCAUCAGCAAUUACAACAUUCCAGAGGUUAGUUCGUCUACUUAUCAAUCAUGACACUACAUUUCCAGAUGGAAUUGGAAGGAUGCAAAGCUUGGAAGAGUUACAAACUUUUGACAUUUUUACAUACUCAUCAAGAAAUUCUUUACAAGAAUUCGGCCAGCUUACAAAACUAAGAAAGUUGAGGGUGACAUGGAACCUUGAUAACUCAUUAGAAGAUCAUAGAACAACCAUAGAAGGUUCAAUGAAACAUUUAUUAUCUCUAUGUGACCUACAUUAUCUCCUUAUCUGGAAUGAUUGUCCUGGCCUCUCACUGGAUUCAUGGUGCCCUGUUACUCUCAGUAGCCUCCGGGAGUUCCAGAUCGAAUACGGUAGCAUAGCUAAUGUUCCGAAAUGGAUGAACAUGCUUGCAUGUCUCACAGAAUUAGAUCUCACUCUGUGCAGCACAAAACAGGAAGAUAUUGAUAUCCUUGGGGAGAUACCUGCCCUGCUUGUUCUCAGGCUCACUACUUCUCAUGGCACCAAUGGAAGGAUCUUCAUCAGCAGCUACAAUGCUUUCCGAUGCUUGAAAUACUUCUUUCUUCACAUAAAUAUGUGUGGAACAUUAUUGGAAUUUGAAGAAGGAUCUAUGCCAAAGCUCCAACACCUUAUGAUCAAGUUCAAUGCACAUAGAUGGAAGUGUCUGAAUGGUGCUUCUGAUUUAGGCAUCCGACAUCUCUCCAACCUCACCAUGGCUGAGGUCAUUAUUGGUACAGAUUAUAGUCAUGGAUGCUAUAACCCAGAGGAAGAGUUAAUGAAAAGCAGCACCAAUUUUGCUGCUAGUUUGAUCCAGUCUGCAGUUGAGACACUUCCCAACCGUCCUGUUCUCCGUUUUCAGUUACAGCGUGAAGCAUGCAUACAGUUUGAAGAGAGGAGUGUGAAUUAUGAAAUAGAGGUCAAUCUAGGCGAAGUAAGAGAUGUUGGCAAGGUGGAUCAAGGUGAAACAAGAGUUGGAUCAACUAAAGAGCCACUUUACACGAUAUUUGAGGGACGGGAGGGGAAGGGCUCUCCGUGCCAGGGUGGUCAAGACAGCGUUAAGCAAUUAUCCGAAGGAGAUUAAUAUAGGCUUGGGCGGGUCCAGAAAAUGUAUUAGAGGGGGCUAAAUAUAAUAGGAUAGUAACAUAUUAAAAGACACCAAGCUUUCCAUGACCAAUAAACAUGAAGGGAGGCUAGGGGGACUCCACUGGUCCAGACGUUCGAUCCACCCCUUGGAUGAAGGAAGACCUAUUGUUGAAUCUUCCUUUCACCACUGUCUUUGGGUACCUUCAGGUUUUGCACAUUAUUCCUGCAGAAACAUGUUAUCAUAUACAAACAAUCUUGAAAACAGAGGGCUCAGUCAGUCUACUGUUUGAUGGUGAAUUUUGUUGAAUUUAUGUUUUUUUUUAAGAAGGGUGUUUCGUUGAAUUCUGAGGAAUGGUUGAUGCUAAGUGUACAGGUUGCAGCUAUCCAGCUAGAGAAUGAUGACCACAGGACUCCUUGGUAUUUGAGUUAAACUCAUCAAUGAGGUAAAAUAGGAUCUAAAUGAAACCAACAACAAUUAGUCUAUAUAGGGGUGAAAACGGAUCGGAUUCGGACGGAUAAUAGCUAUACCAUAUCUUAAACCAUUUUUUUUAAGCGGAUGUGGAUGACGUGCGGAUGCGGAUGCGGAGCGGAUUAUUUCGGACGUCGGAUUCGGUGCGGAGUCGGUACGGGGUUCGAAAAUGGAUAAAAAGUUGUCGGAUGUCAAGUUUGUAUUCAAUCCAUACAACAAGAGGGCGGCAAUACAAUUAGCCCUAAUACAAUGGCAAAACAUCAUUAGUUCACUACGUUCAUUUCAAUAGUAUAACUAUAAGUGUUCACUGUUCAGUUCAAUAGUUCACUAGUCAAAAUAAUCCAAGAUGCAUCCAUGAUCCAUCAAAAACAUAAUAUAAAUGUUCAGUUCAAUAGUUCACUGGUCACUGCGUUGCUUAGAAUGUAAAAAUAAAAGUCAUCACUCAUCCGCAUGAGGCAAGCCAUACAAGCAUACAACACAGAGCAGUAGAG
Molecule: messenger RNA, 4052 nt
Organism: Oryza sativa Japonica Group (Japanese rice)
Lineage: Eukaryota; Viridiplantae; Streptophyta; Magnoliopsida; Poales; Poaceae
Product: disease resistance protein RGA5-like
Biological process (GO): defense response to other organism
Molecular function (GO): ADP binding
Source: RefSeq, a predicted model, not a curated record